Messenger RNA from Scaptodrosophila lebanonensis, 675 nucleotides. Its product is annotated as GTP-binding nuclear protein Ran1B-like. Lineage: Eukaryota; Metazoa; Arthropoda; Insecta; Diptera; Drosophilidae. The transcript has a single exon. Gene Ontology annotation, molecular function: GTPase activity; GTP binding. Gene Ontology annotation, cellular component: nucleus; cytoplasm. The record is from RefSeq and is a predicted model, not a curated record. Gene Ontology annotation, biological process: protein import into nucleus; ribosomal subunit export from nucleus. Bases 1 to 675 code for a protein of 224 amino acids.
AUGGAAUUGAAACCGAAAUUGUCUAGAAGCCACACCUACAAAUGCCUGCUUGUGGGCGAUAAGGGCACAGGGAAGACGAGCUUCCUGCUUCGCCAUGCCACCGGCAAAUACGAGACGAAGUAUUCACCCACCUGUGGCGUCUCCGUGCACACGCUGCUCUUCGAGACUAACUACCGGGCCGUGGCCUUUCAAAUGUGGGAUACGGCUGGCGAUGCCGAGGUGGGCGGCAUACGCAAUGCCUACUUCUUGUACGGCCAGUGCGCCCUCGUCCUGUUCGAUCUGAGUGCGGCAGCCACUUUUGCCAAUGUGGCCAGUUGGGUGGAGCGUCUGCAGGAGUUCUGUGGCCGCCACAUCCCGAUUGUGGUGUGUGGCUGCAAGGCAGACCUGAAGCGUAUGUCCGAGGAUAUUGACUUUAAGCAGCAGGAGAAUGUGGAUUACUGCGAGUUUUCGACGCGAGCUGCCUGGAAUUUGGAGGCGCCCUUUAAGCUGCUUUGCACAAAAUUGUUUCAGCUGAAGGACGUCAGAUUUCUCUCACAGCCGGUCAUGGGGCCGGCGAAGGACUUGCUACUGGAUGGGGCAAGCUUACAACGCAUGUGGGAAGAAAUGGAGGCGGUGCGUGCAAAGGGGUUGAAGGCCAAAGAAAUAGAGUCACAAAAAUUAGGCGCGUUUGCGUGA